This is a messenger RNA of Capsicum annuum, 2373 nucleotides long. RefSeq names its product late blight resistance protein R1-A-like. The transcript is spliced from 2 exons. The coding region runs from base 875 to 2053 and encodes 392 amino acids. The record is from RefSeq and is a predicted model, not a curated record. Gene Ontology annotation, molecular function: ADP binding. NCBI's taxonomy places the organism in Eukaryota, Viridiplantae, Streptophyta, Magnoliopsida, Solanales, Solanaceae. Gene Ontology annotation, biological process: defense response to other organism.
AACCACUCAUAUGUUAUCUUGUUUAGGUACUGUGUAUCUUUCGUUCUUCACACCUUUUCUCAAAUAUCUCUUUUAGUGAUUUUGAAGAUCUGCCAUUGAAAGCUUUCAGGUCAUAACCGCAAAGUAUAGAAAUGAGAAUUCAGUAGAUAUGGCUCAUGCAAGUGUGGCUUCUCUUAUGAGAACAGUAGAAUCGCUCCUGACAUCCAAUUCACCGAUGCAAUCUCUAAUCCGUGAUCACAGAGAAGAACUUUGCGCUCUUAGUGAAAAAGUUAGUUCCCUGGAAGUAUUUGUUAAGAACUUUGAGAAAAACAAUGUUUCUGGGGAAAUGACGGAUUUUGAAGUAGAGGUAAAAGAAGUUGCAAGUGCUGCUGAAAACACAAUUCAACUGAGACUAACAGAAACUGUACUGGGAGAAAAUAAAAGCAUCAGAGGAAUCAUUGGCACAAGAUUUUUCAAAGGAAUCUCAAUAUAUGGACACUCAGAAAGUUUCAUAAAAGCUUUCGACAAUUAGCAAAGGACAUUGAUCAUGUCCGGAAAGAGUCAACAAAGAUUCAAGAUAAAGGCAAACAGGCAUCAAAGGAAUUAUUGGUUCAUGAUUUUUCAAGUUCAACAGACGAUAUUCUGAAUGUUAACAAUAAUAUGGUUGGAUGUGAUGAUCAAAAGGAACGCUUGUUAGAAGAUCUGAUUGGAAGCUACUCUGGUGAACCCAAAGUCAUCCCGAUUGUCGGGAUGGGAUAGGUAAAACAACCUUAGCAAAAGAAGUUUACAAUCAUGAAUCUAUUCUACUCCGUUUUGAUGUUCGUUCCUGGGCUACUGAUCUCAACAGCACAACAUAAAGGAAAUUUUGCAGACCCUUCUAAAAUCGACGAUUAAAAUGGAUGACACGGUUAAGACGGAAGUUGAAGCAGAGCUAGCAGACAUGCUGCAAAAAAGUUUAAAGAGAAAGAGGUACUUAAUUGUCUUAGAUGAUAUCUGGAGUGUUGAAGUGUGGGAUGGCAUGAGCCGAUGCUUUCCAACUGAUGAAAAUGUAGGGAGUCGAAUACUGUUGACUACCCGUAACAACGAAGUAGCUCGCAAUGCGGGUACAAAGAAUCUUUCUAUGCAGAUGAACUUCAUGGAUCAAGAUGAGAGUUGGAACCUUUUUAAAAGUGCAGCAUUUUCAAAUGAAGCAUUGUCAUCUUUGUUUGAGACUAUUGGGAAGCAAAUCGCAGAGAAAUGUUACGGGUUACCACUAACUAUUGUCGUGGUUGCUGGGCUUCUUAAAUCUAAAAGGGCAAUAGAAGAUUGGGGAAGUGUUUCCAAAGAUGUCACGUCACUCAUCACAAAUGAUCCUGAUGAACAAUGUUCACAUGUGCUUGGGUUGAGUUACAAUCACUUGACUAGCGAUCUAAAAACAUGUCUUCUGCAUUUCGGAAUUUUUCCAGAAGACAGUGAGGUACCAGCAAAGAGAUUGGUGAGAUCAUGGAUGGCUGAGGGGUUCCUGAAGUUGGAAAAUGAUUUGGAAGGAGAGGCUGAGAAGUGUUUGCAGGAGCUUGUCGAUAGAUGUCUAGUCCUCGUCUGCAAGAAAAGUCUAGAUGGAACAAAAAAUAGAUCAUGUAAGGUUCAUGAUAUAAUAUAUGACCUGUGCGUGAGAGAAAUUCAAAUGGAGAACAUUUUUAUCAUGAAUGACAUUGUGCUUGAUUACUCAUAUUCAGAUUCAGAACGUCGAUAUCUCACUAUGCAAAAAAUGCAGCCCUUUAAACGCGUGACUGGUGAUAAAAUUGAUUAUUGUCCCCAUGGUCUUUAUAGGGCUCUUCUUACCCCUGUACAUCAUCAGUUGGGAGAUCAUGACAACAACGAUCUUAUUAAACGAACCCGUUCUAUUUUCUCUUUUCAUCUUAAGGAUUCAUUUUUUGUUCUCAAAUCAGAGCUUAUUCAUUUCAAAUUACUCAAAGUCUUGGAGUUGAGAAACAUAGAUAUGGAUCAUUUCCCUGUACAGAUUCUAAGCCUAAUCUGGUUGAGGUACCUAUUAUUGCAUUUCUGUAAGAAAGUAGACAUACCUCCAGAAAUUUGAAGGUUAUGGAAUCUGCAGACAUUCAUUGUUCAAGGGCCUAGUCUAUGGAAAAUAACUUUUCCUGAGGAAAUUUUGGGACUAAUGCAAUUAAGGCAUCUCGAACUGCCCGAAUUUUAUCUGCCUAAUCCCCCAAGCGUAUCUGCUGACAAAGGGAGUCACAUGGGUUUUUCAACCAUACAAACUAUUUCUUACUUGUCUCCAUGUUGUUGCACGAAGGAGUUUAUUAUGAGGAUUCAGAAGGUCAAAGAAUUAGGAAUCAGUGCAUAUCAGAUUGACUCUGAUGGGCUGCCUCUCAACAACCUUGUCCAUCUGUAGCAACU